Messenger RNA from Scatophagus argus, 3591 nucleotides. RefSeq names its product neurexophilin-1. Gene Ontology annotation, molecular function: signaling receptor binding. The record is from RefSeq and is a predicted model, not a curated record. The coding region runs from base 315 to 1199 and encodes 294 amino acids. Lineage: Eukaryota; Metazoa; Chordata; Actinopteri; Scatophagidae. The transcript has 2 exons.
CCCCUCCCUCUGAACCUCAGAGCGCGCUAUAUAAAACAUCCCUCCACUCUGACACUCAGAUGUGCCGUCGCCUCUCGUCUCGCCACAGCGCCUCCAUCCUUGCAUCAAGGAUCAACCCCAGCGAGCUGGUUUUGUUCGCAGCAGACAUCUGACCCUUCCUGAAUGAGCCUGAGAAGAUUCAUCUGCGCUCUCUCGCUUCAGGACCGCCUUCCUCGCUCUUUAUUUACCCUCAAGUUGGGCAGCUGAUACCGGCUCAGUCAGACAAGGGGGGCUUUUAUUUUUUCCCUCCUGAAGAAGAUCAAGGACAGUUUGACAUGAGGGGAGACGCUCCACAGAGAAUCAUGAAGACCACAUGUCUGUGGGCCCCUUUGCUGCUGCUCUCAGUCAUCUCUCUGGUUAGCAGUGCUGAUUCACCAACUUCAGGAAAUUCAGACUUGAGACAAACCUCAAAACCCAAAGUGAAGACCUACUGGACUGAAAGCAGCAAGGCCUUUUCCAUCAGCCGUCUGCUGUCCCAGAGCCUUUAUGACAAAGAGAACUUCACCUCUCUGGAUCUGAACUACGACGAAGCAGACGUGUACUCUAAACGGGAGCAGUGGAACUGGCUUUACAACACUUCAAACCACCGUGAUCCUCGAUCCAGGACAAAAAGGAGGCCCAUCGUGAAGACUGGCAAGUUCAAGAAGAUGUUCGGUUGGGGCGACUUCCAUUCCAACAUCAAGACGGUGAAGCUCAACCUUCUAAUUACUGGUAAAAUCGUGGAUCAUGGCAACGGCACCUUCAGCGUCUACUUCCGCCACAACUCCACCGGUCAGGGCAACGUGUCCGUGGGACUCGUUCCACCGACGAAAGCUGUAGAGUUCCAGGUCCACCAGCAGCACCAGCAGUACCACCACCAUCACCAGCAGCAGCAGCACCAGCAGCAGACGGCUCUGGAGACCAAGGAGACCAAGCUGUUCAACUGCAGGGUGGAGUACGAGAAGGUAGAGAAGGGCACCAGGAACUCGCUGUGUGCCCACGACCCCUCGCAGAGCUGCCCGCAGGAGCAGACGCAGAGCCACGUGUCCUGGCUGUGCUCCAAGCCCUUUAAAGUCAUCUGCAUCUUCAUCACCUUCUACAGCACCGACUACAAGCUAGUGCAGAAGGUUUGUCCAGAUUACAACUACCACAGUGACACCCCCUACCUCCCCACCGGGUGAUCACAUGACCAGACGAGGGGGUGGAAGAAAAGGAAAAAAAAAAGACGCAGAGACAAGCUUGGGGUCCUGAGUGGUGUCAGAUUAUUUGAAUGAAAACGGAGUCAAGACACUUCAAACUUGAAAUGCUGACAGGCAUUAAUACAGCUAACGUAUCCUUGUUGCAAGUCUGGUUCUGCUCCAAUGAACAGACCUACCCCGAGGUCAUUAUGAGAGCAUUUAGGGGAGCAUUUAUAGGCUUGCGGUACUCAUAUUAUAUGCAUAGCUGCUUAUACAUUGAAAGGAAAUUCUCAAGCCAACCGUAAAAAUAUGCUGAUUGUAUUUAUGUAAAUACUGUGGAUUCCACACAAAGACCAGAAAACAAAUUUAUUAAUGUUUUCUCCUGCUAAUUUAGUUGUUUACGUUGAUAGUGUGUUUCCGUCUCAAUCAUGCUUUCUGUCUUUUCCAAUCAGUCUCUGGUAAUCAUCGCAAACACGUAAAUGUCAAUGCAAAUAUGAAGAAUCUGUCAGUGUGCGUUAGAGGGCUUAAUGGAAAAAGCAAACAUAUUUUGAGUGGUGUUGUUUUCUGCAGUGUGAUUGUUCGAGUGAAUAUACCUCUCUGAUAUUGUUGUUGGAACCUCGUCCAUGUCCAUGCAUGAACCGAAAUGUGGUAAACAACUGAAUAAUGUCCAUCUAUAUUUUCGUGUUAUUGCAGCUGUCAGAAAUAAUCUUCAUCAAAUGACGGGAGAAAAAGAACCAAAAAAACAAAAAACAAAAAAAAGUAUUUCUAUUUAAAUUCUGUGUUGUGUGUUAGCAGUUUUUAAGGCCACAAAUAGCGCAGAGUGAGCGAUACAAACGGAGGGCUCCCAUCAGAUCACACGUAAGCAAGUCAAUGUUGCAAUAAAUAAAUAAAAGUCACAUAAGACACACGAGAUGACAGAGAUGCAGGGGAUCAUUUUCUGCACUGCUACUUAAAAAACAAAUCAAACAUAACUGUGCUCUCAUUCUGCUGUGCUCUCAGUCCUGCUUUUCCACUUUAGACGUCUUACUUUUAUGACUUACAACGAGCCUGUAGUGAGCUGAGCCAGUGCCCCCCCGCGGCAUCCAAAAAUAACCGUCAGUGCACACUGGAGCAGGCAUUUGUAUAGAAAAGUGCUAAUAAUAAUAACGAGAAAAGGUCCCAAGGUCAAAGGGGUUUGAAGAAGCAGCAGCAGACGAAGAUGAAGACAUGGAAGUGAUACAGUUCAGCUCAUUUAACAAAGGCUGAAACAGAACAAACACUUCGAAGAUGUGAGAUGUAGUAAAAUGUGGUUUCUUGCUCCAGAGGAGACAGGACAUACAUUAAACAGCAGGUGCUAAUCACACAUUCCACACUAUCCGACGUUCACACCUCUGCUUAUCAAAGAAAAAAAAAUUCGAGAUGAGACUAACUCUGGCUGUUAAUGAUAUUGGAUGUUCCAAUUGGCUAUUAAACCUUCAUUACAUAAAUUGGGAGCCAGUGGCUCCAUGUGAAGCAUUUAGAGGAAAUGAACACGGUGUAAGUGGGAGCUCUGCAGAGUCAACACCAUAGAAGCAAAGAAUUAAAGUGCCGACAGAGAAAACCUGUAGAAAAAAAGGGGGAGGAAAAAAAGCACAAAUGUGCACCUUGGGGCGCAAUCACUGCUGUCUAUUUAAAUUCAGUGCUCUUUCACAGUGUACGCCGUGGUUAUAUACGCAACACAGUAACUGCUAAUGGCAGCCUGGACGACAUCCAAUGUGCCAACGUGGGGAGUGUUUUCUGACAAGGCAGGCCACAGAAUAAGGGCUCUGCCUGUGGGAUGAGUGAGCAUAAAGAGGAAUUUAUGAUGUGGAGGAACAAGGCUGGCAGAAAUCACUGGAAGCACCUGACUCGUAAAUUGAGAGCGUGUUUCUGUCACAGAGAAGAAGGAAUGACUAAUGUCCCAGAUUGCGGUUUGGGCCAGUUCUUUCAUCUCAAUAAAGUGACUUUGAUAUCUCUCCACCCCUACCCAAAUGUGCCAGGGACAGUUUGUUCAGCUUCAAAGAAUUAAAGCAGCUCUUUGCCGAGACAAUGCGGCCUCAUUAUGCACAUAAUCUUACAAGUGUAAACAGUCUGGCACCGAAGGGUUUGGCGUGAGAGCCACCGAGAGACGGACCUCUUCCCGCACUGACGCUGUCCGAGGGUAAAUGUGACGCAUCGUGCCGCUUGCUUUUUAACAACGAUCGUAUGUGUUACUGAUGGAUUUAUAAAAAUGUGACUUAAAGCUGCACUUGUCAAACGUUUAACAAUAAGCUACAGCGACGAACCCGCAGGUUUGCCCUCAGCUCCACGGGCCGUUUUAACAUCUUUCAGCUCGUUGUUUUGUUUUGUUCUUUAAGCCAUCAGCUUCGCUGGUUUGAUUCACCGUCAUCAAUUCCAG